Rubroshorea leprosula is the source of this 3573-nucleotide messenger RNA. NCBI's taxonomy places the organism in Eukaryota, Viridiplantae, Streptophyta, Magnoliopsida, Malvales, Dipterocarpaceae. The record is from the annotation of a GenBank genome assembly.
UACCGCCAUUUUUAACGGAUUUUCCUUCUCUUCUUUUUUUUUUUUUUAAGAAAAGAAAAUGCCAAACAAACCCUAACUUUCUCUCUUUUAGCGAUCUUCAGGAUCAAAAAAGGCUAAGAUCAGUCUCAGUACCCAGAAGGGUUUUCAGUUUCUAGGGUUCCUCGAUCAAUGAAUCAUUGACGUUCUGUUUUUUUUUUUUUUUUAUACCCUUUUUCUUCCUGAAUUAGAUGACUCUCACUUUCCCUUCCUCGCUUUACUUUCUCUUUCUGCUGCUUAUCUUCUCUGCUUCGUCUUGUUCAUCUCAGUUGGAUUCGGAACUGGGUGCCCUCUUGGAGUUCAAGAAGGGUAUCAAAACGGAUCCUUUAGAUAGGGUCCUCUCUGUAUGGGACCGUACAGCUACACCGGCUACUUGGACUGGUGUUACCUGCGACUUAAAUUCUGGGUCUGUCACCGGAAUCGACUUAAGCGGCUUGGGUCUUACUGGGGACCUCAAGUUCAGCACUCUCACUCCGCUCAAGAACCUCCGGAAUCUAUCUCUUUCUGGAAAUGCAUUCAUGGGUAGGUUGGUGCCGUCAUUGGGCACAAUGACUUCGCUUCAGUACUUGGAUCUGUCAAAUAAUCAGUUUGUGGGCACGAUCCCAGCUCGGAUCACUGAGCUUUAUGGAUUGAAUUACUUGAAUUUGUCUCAGAACAAAUUUGAAGGAGGAUUUCCAGAUGGGUUUCGAAAUUUGCAGCAGCUAAGAGUGUUAGAUUUGCACGGUAAUGCAUUUUUGGGUGACGUUGGUGACUUAUUGAGUCAAUUAAGGAAUGUAGAACAUCUGGAUUUGAGUUACAACAGGUUUUAUGGGGGUUUACCAGAUGCUGUGGAAAACAUUUCAAGCUUGGCCAAUACUGUCCGAUAUGUGAAUUUGAGUCACAACCAGUUGAAUGGUGUAUUUUUUCUGCGGGAUGAAAUUGCAUUGUUUAGAAACCUGGAGGUUUUGGAUUUGGGUGAUAGUGGGAUUAGUGGAGAGCUUCCUGGUUUUGGGUCUUUGCCAGUAUUGCGGGUUUUGAAGUUGGGAAACAAUGAGCUCUAUGGUGCAGUGCCUGUCGAGUUGUUGCAGGGAUUGGUUCCAUUACAGGAGUUGGAUCUCAGUGGCAACGGAUUUACGGGUUCAAUUGAUGUAAUUAAUUCUACGAGUUUGACUACUUUGAAUCUUUCAUCAAAUCAGUUAUCUGGCGAUUUGCCCUCUACCUUGAGAAGAUGCCUAAUGCUGGAUUUGAGCAGAAACAUGAUCUCUGGUGACAUCUCUGUUAUGCAGAACUGGGAAGCUUCUUUGGAGGUUCUUGAUUUGAGUUCAAACAAGUUGGCAGGAAGCCUACCAAACUUGACUUCUCACUUUGAGACUUUAAACACAUUUAAGCUUGGGAAUAAUUCCAUUGUUGGUAGCUUGCCUCCUCUAUCAGAUACCUGUCCACGAUUGUCUGUUGUUGACCUGAGUUUAAAUCAGCUUAGCGGACCCAUUCCUGGUAGUUUCUUCUCUUCAAUAACUUUGAAAGACCUGAAUCUUUCUAGAAAUCAUUUCGAUGGGCCAAUACCUCUUCAGGGUUCACGUGUGAAUGAAUUACUAGCCAUUCCUUCUUAUCCACAGAUGGAAUCUCUGGAUCUCUCCAGUAAUUCCUUUGUAGGUGGGUUGCCUUCUCAGAUAGGUGACAUGGAAAGGCUCAAGGUGCUAAAUCUUGCAAAUAACAGGUUAUUUGGCCACCUGCCAAGUGAAUUGAGCAAAUUGACCAACUUGGAAUACCUUGAUUUAUCUGGAAACGAAUUCAACGGUGAAAUUCCUGAUAGGCUUUCAUCCAACCUAGUUGAAUUUAAUGUCUCCAACAAUGAUCUAUCAGGUUCUAUUCCAGAAAACUUGAGACGCUUCCCUAAGUCUUCAUUUUGUCCUGGAAAUGUAAUGCUAAAUCUCUCUGGACUCAGGCCUUCCUCAACCCCCAACCCUGACCGAGGACAUCAUAGGUCAAAGGGUAAUAUCAAAGUAGCGAUAAUUGCUGCCUCAGUUGUUGCAGUGAUGAUGAUUGCUUUGGUUCUAUUUGCCUAUCAUCGGGCACAUCAUAAAGAUUUUCAUGGAAGAACUAGAUUUUCUGACCAGAUUACCGGGAGAGAUUCAAAAAUAGGAAGGUCUUCACGGCCUUCUGCUUUCAAAUUCCACUCAAAUAUUCAGCACUCACAAACUUCAUUGAGCUUUUCGAAUGACCACUUGCUUACUUCAAAUUCGAGGUCAUUAUCUGGACAGCAAGAGGCUAUUACUGAAAUUGUUGAACAUGAUGCUCCUCAAAGAGUGGUUUCAGCAUCUGCAUAUCCUAAUUUGCUAGAUGAUCAGCCUGCAACAUCUGCAAUGAAAUCAUCUCCUGGUUCUCCAUUACCAUCAUCACCACGUUUUAUUGAAGCAUGUGAACAGCCUGUAACAUUGGAUGUCUACUCACCGGAACGUUUGGCAGGAGAACUUUUCUUCCUUGAUUCUUCACUGGCAUUCACUAUUGAGGAGUUAUCUCGAGCUCCAGCAGAAGUUCUUGGAAGAAGCAGUCAUGGGACUCUUUAUAAAGCCACUCUCCGUAGUGGAUAUAUUUUGACUGUGAAGUGGUUGCGGGUUGGACUGGUUAAGCAUAAGAAAGAAUUUUCUAGGGAAGUUAAAAAGAUAGGGUCUUUAAGGCAUCCAAACUUUGUUCCAGUGCAAGCUUACUAUUGGGGACCAAGGGAACAAGAGAGGCUUCUUCUUGCUGACUACAUCCAAGGCGAUAGCUUGGCUCUACAUCUUUAUGAGACUACACCUCGGAGAUACUCCCCAUUAUCAUUCAGCCAAAGACUAAAAGUUGCUGUGGAAGUUGCCCGAGCUCUGUUAUAUCUUCAUGAUAGAGGCCUCGUACAUGGAAACCUAAAGCCAACCAAUAUAGUCCUUGCUGGCCCUGAUUACAAUCCUUGCCUCACUGAUUAUUGUCUUCACCGUCUAAUGACAUCUGCUGGCAUUGCAGAGCAGAUACUGAAUUUGGGAGCACUUGGGUAUUGUGCUCCAGAACUGGCCACUGCAUCUAAACCAGUCUUGUCACUCAAGGCCGAUGUGUAUGCAUUUGGAGUGAUCCUUAUGGAAUUGUUAACCAGAAGAAGUGCUGGUGACAUAAUCUCAGGUCAGUCAGGAGCAGUAGACCUCACAGAUUGGGUUCAGCUGUGUAAUCAAGAAGGACGAGGAAUGGACUGUGUUGACAGAGACAUUGCAAGUGGGGAAGAGCACACCAAAGCCAUGGAUGACUUACUAGCCAUAUCACUGAGGUGUAUUCUUCCUGUAAAUGAGAGGCCUAACAUCAGACAAGUCCUAGACGAUCUUUGUUCAAUAUCUGUUUGAUUUUGUACAUGCGUCUUGGAAUUCAUUUUUGUCGUUCCUUGACCCAGUUGUUGUUGAUCAUUUUUUCCUUCUUAUUUUCUUCAUUAAUUGGUUUUCUGAAUCUAGCCUCAUGAAUUUAGGCUAUUCAUCAGAUUUUUCAUUUUUCUGAAAAUUUUCUUGUAAAGUUACAACUGAUAUCCAUUGAUUAUUUGAC